This is a messenger RNA of Centruroides sculpturatus (bark scorpion), 816 nucleotides long. RefSeq lists its product as uncharacterized. The record is from RefSeq and is a predicted model, not a curated record. The transcript is spliced from 3 exons. Lineage: Eukaryota; Metazoa; Arthropoda; Arachnida; Scorpiones; Buthidae. The coding region runs from base 46 to 777 and encodes 243 amino acids.
ACGGUCGUCCAAGCAUAUUUCGGCCAGCGACAAACCGAAAGCAACAUGAAAAUCAUCGCGUUUUUCGUGGUUCUUAUCGGAAUUGCAACCGUAGAAAACAGCAAAGCGUCAAAGAAUGGAAUAAGGAAAGAUGUUUCGUUUGCUGCAGGAAAUCAAGACAAACGAAUAGUUGAAGAGGUUUCAAAACAACUGCCUUCUUUGUCAGGUGGCGUUUUAGAUGUCAUAGGUAGUACAGGGGAUGGACAAAAUGGUAUUGCUCCAUACAACUUUGAUUAUACUGCUGUCCGAGUUGUGGCUGAUAUUUUAAAGAAUAUUGAUGUAUAUAAUUUUACAGCGUGUAUUGUCAAUGAGCUUGGAACUAAUUUGGAAAAAUGCUUAAGGGAACUUGAAGAACUUGGCUUAUACAUUAGUUUCAUUCUAAGGGAAAUUGACAAAUUACUUUCCGGAAAGGAUGCUCGUGAAGAAAGUUGCUCCUCGUGUGGUAAUCGCCAAAUUCCAGGGUUUACUCCGUCACCUAAUAUGGAUUACUGCAACUUUAUCGGUAACCUUACGGAUAAUUUAGAGUGCGUGUUCCACGAGCUUGGUAAACUCCGUUGUCAACAAUAUCUGAGCGAUACUUUUAAACCAUUUGUGGAUUGCCUCGGAGAUUUCGUCGGAAGUCUUCCUAGGGACAAAACAGACCAAACUAGAUGUCUGAAUAGUUUCAGUGAGAUUAACAACGUUCUAACAAAUAUUAGAGAUGGGAUACGAGGUAAAUACUGCACGAUCGGAAUAUAAAUAUCAUUUAGAGCCAGACCCCAUAUCUAAAUCUAAAUA